Molecule: messenger RNA, 1586 nt
Organism: Phragmites australis (common reed)
Lineage: Eukaryota; Viridiplantae; Streptophyta; Magnoliopsida; Poales; Poaceae
Product: probable glycosyltransferase 6
Exons: 1
Coding region: 1-1326 (441 amino acids)
Cellular component (GO): trans-Golgi network; membrane; endosome
Molecular function (GO): galactosyltransferase activity
Source: RefSeq, a predicted model, not a curated record
AUGGAUGCGCCGGAGGCCGCGCCGUUCGGCGUCUCGGCGGCGCGCAAGGCCACCCCACACGGCCACGUCGUGCUCGCGGGCCGCGCGCGCGACGCGCUCGUGUUCGCGGCCGGCGCCGCGGCGGCCGUGCUCGUGGUCCUGGCGUCGGCGUCCGUCCUCGCGAGCGGGCCCAGCCUGUUACCCGCCGUCUUCCCCGCCGCAGAGACGCGCACGUUUUACGACGACCCGGAGGUGGCGUACACCGUCGACCGGCGCAUCACGGGGUGGGACGCCAAGCGCGCGGAGUGGCUGCGUUCGCGCGGGCUCAGCGCGGAGGCGACGGCGAAGCGCGUGGUGAUGGUGUCCGGGUCGCAGCCGGAGCCGUGCCCCGGCGCUGCGGGCGACCACCUGUUGCUGCGGUCCCUCAAGAACAAGCUCGACUACUGCCGCCUCCACGGGAUCCAGCUCUUAUACAACAGGGCUUUUCUGCAGCCGGCCAUGACGUCCUACUGGGCCAAGAUCCCCAUGGUGCGGGCAGCCAUGCUCGCCCACCCGGAGGCGGAGUGGGUCUGGUGGGUCGACGAGGACGCCAUCUUCACCGACAUGGACUUCUCCCUCCCGCUCGCCAAGUACAGCCGCCACAACUUCGUCGUCUAUGGCUGGCCCAAGAAACUGUUCGAGAAGAAGUCGUGGCUGGGCCUCAACGCCGGCGUGUUCCUCAUCCGCAACUGCCAGUGGUCGCUCGACUUCAUGGAUGAGUGGGCGCGCAUGGGUCCCACCUGGCCGGAGUACGCCCGGUGGGGCAAGGUGCUCAAGGCCACGCUCAGCGACAAGGACGACGACGUGUCUUGCGACCAGUCCGCGCUCGUGUACAUGCUCCUCAACAACUGGGCGAGGUGGGGGAACAAGACCUGCGUCGAGACCGAGUACUACUUCCAGGGCUUCUGGAAGGGCGUCAUGGACCGCCUCGACGGCGUCGCGGAGCGGUACGAGGCCGUCGAGCGGCGCACCCCGGGGCUGCGGCGGCGGCACGCGGAGCGGGAGCACCUGCGGUACGCCGCGGCGAGGAACGUGGCGGUGAGGGAGGCAGUCCCCGGGCCGGCGGGCGGAGGGAGCUCGGGGUGGCGGCGGCCGCUCAUCACGCACUUCGCGGGGUGCCAGCCCUGCAGCGGGAACCGGAACCCGAUCUACUCGAGGGAAAGCUGCGACGACGGGAUGCGCCGCGCGCUGGACUUCGCCGACGACCAGGUGCUGCGCGCCUACGGGUUCCGCCACGCCGCCCCGCUCAACGACAGCGUGCGGCCGCUGCCGUUCGACUACCCGGCCGCGCCCGCGCGGAACAGAUGACCAGGAGCGGCGAGAUCGGAGCUGCGUUUGUCCAUGCGAGUGUCCAUCGCAAUAAGGGCUCGUGCUUUCCCAAACAAGGACCAACGGAUUUGGAGCUUAUUUGGGCCCUAUUUGUAUCGAUUUGGGCCUUUCUCAUGCACUUUAUCAUUGUUAAACACUUCAGUUCGGCCGCUAAACUUUUCGUGUAGAUUUUCUUGGUCCCAUUGUAAGAAUAUUUUUUUUAAUUAAUGUUGCCCAUGUAAUUUAUCAGAUAAUCUCAA